Molecule: messenger RNA, 2415 nt
Organism: Limanda limanda (common dab)
Lineage: Eukaryota; Metazoa; Chordata; Actinopteri; Pleuronectiformes; Pleuronectidae
Gene: gucy1a2
Product: guanylate cyclase 1, soluble, alpha 2
Exons: 9
Coding region: 1-2415 (804 amino acids)
Biological process (GO): cGMP biosynthetic process; response to oxygen levels
Cellular component (GO): guanylate cyclase complex, soluble
Molecular function (GO): heme binding; guanylate cyclase activity
Source: RefSeq, a predicted model, not a curated record
AUGUCCUCGUCGUCGCGCAAGAUCUCCUCGGAGUCGUUCAGCAGCUCGGUGGGCUCGGACUGCGGGCUGGAGAGCCCCGGCGGGGACCCGGGGGACGGCGGCCCGGAGCCCGGGGAGGAGAGCCGCGGCUGCCCCUUCUCCUCCUUCCGCUCGGGCCCCAGGGCCGGGGUCUGGAACGGCCGCAGCCUGGCCGAGAGGCCGGCGGGCCCGGUGGGCGAGGAGCAGCAGCCGGGACCCGGCGGGCCGCACAAGAGGGUGACCCGGAGGAGACGGGUGAACCUGGACUCGCUGGGCGAGAGCCUCCGCCGGCUGACCUCACCCACGACGCCGAUGGUUCAGGAGGCUUUGCAGAGAACUCUACAAUUCUACAGACAACAAGAGAUCAGGUGUCAGGAGGUCUGCAGUGAAGAACGGCGACGAGAGAAGAAAGAGGAGAAGUGCCCGUUUCUAGAAAACUCGGGUUCAGAGGAAGAUGUCUUACAAAUCCUACAGUACAUGGCCACCAUACUGGGAUUACCAUUCUGCGAGCUGCGGGAACAUUUCGGAGAGGAGUUCUUCAGCCUCUGCUUUGAGGAGAAUGAACGAGUGCUACGGGCUGUAGGCGGUAACCUCCAGGAUUUCUUCAACGGCUUUGACGCCAUUUUAGAACACAUUCGAACCUCCACAGGACGUCGGGCCUCCUCGGAGAGCCCCUCCUUCCAGUGCAAGGAUCCCCAUGAGGAGGAGAAAGGGAGAAGAAAGUUGGGCAACGUUGUGGAGCGAGGAGAUGGACAGGGAAAGUUGUUGCUUCUUCACUGUUUCAAUCCAGCUCCUGUGGUUGGAUUGGUCAUGCCAGGGUUGAUCAGAGCAGUCGCCCGGCGGAUCUUUCAUUCAGAGGUUGAGGUGGAGGAAGUGCAACCACUAACUCCUUUAUUACCAAAUGAAGAUACAGAACACCCCGACGGCGACUCCACAACCCCGACUCCAACUGCGUCCCCCACUGCCUCACCCUCCUGGUCUCCGUCCUCUCCCUCCCCUUUUCCAACCUCUGUCCCCACUGUGUGUCUGUCCUUCCAAAUCCAAGAGACACACCCUCCUUCCCCGUCCUCCCUCCCCAAUGCUGAUUCAGCGAGCAGGCCUCUCCUCUCUCUGUCCACCAACCCCAGCGACCUAAGCAUCGCCAUGGCCACGUUCUGCCGUGCCUUUCCGUUCCACCUCGUCCUGGGGCCUCGCAUGGAGCUACUGCAGCUUGGAGAAGGACUGAGGCGGCAGGCUCGCAUAGAGCCUCACCGGAACCUCUCCUUCAGGGAAUGUUUUGAGAUUGUAUCGCCCAAGAUGGAGCCUUUGUUCCAGGGCAUCCUGCAGAGGCUUGCCUCCCCGUUUACCAUCCGCACCAGGCCUGACGCCUCACAGACUGGUACCAAGGAGAAGGUCAUGGAGCUGAAGGGUCAGAUGAUCCACGUGCCAGAGUCCAGCUCGCUGAUGUUUCUGGGCUCGCCACGUGUCGAUAAGCUUGAGGAGCUGAUGGGCAGGGGCCUCUAUCUGUCAGAUAUCCCCAUCCAUGAUGCCACACGGGACGUUAUCCUGGUGGGGGAGCAGGCUAAAGCCCAGGAUGGACUGAAGAAGAGAAUGGACAAACUUAAGGCCACAUUAGAACGAACUCACCAGGCGCUGGAGGAGGAGAAGAGGAGAACCGUGGAUCUCCUUUACUCCAUAUUUCCAGGUGACGUGGCACAGAAGCUGUGGCAGGGUCAGCCAGUGCCCGCUCGCAAAUUCGAUGACGUCACCAUGCUGUUCUCGGACAUCGUGGGCUUUACUGCCGUGUGCGCCCAGUGCACCCCCAUGCAGGUCAUCUCCAUGCUGAACGAGCUUUACACCCGCUUUGACUACCAAUGCGGCAUUCUGGAUGUUUAUAAGAUCGAGACAAUAGGUGACGCGUACUGUGUAGCAGUAGGACUUCACAAGAAGGUCGACAGUCACGCCAAACCAAUCGCACACAUGGCCCUGAAGAUGAUGGAGCUUUCCGAGGAAGUGCUGACUCCCGACGGGAAACCCAUCAAGCUGAGGAUAGGUAUCCACACAGGCUCAGUGCUGGCAGGCGUGGUCGGGGUUAGAAUGCCACGUUACUGCCUGUUUGGGAACAAUGUGACACUUGCCAGCAAGUUUGAAUCUGGGAGCCACCCGAGGUGCAUCAAUGUUAGUCCCACGACUUACCAGUUGCUGAAGGAUGACCGUUCUUUUUCAUUCAUCCCUCGCUCACGAUUGGAGCUCCCUGACAAUUUCCCCAAAGAUAUCCCAGGGAUGUGUUACUUCCUGGAGGCAGGGACGUCUCACAGCCAUGCAUCGUUGACCAGCUCCCGCUCUGCUCCCCCAGCCUCUAUGAGGAAAGUCUCCUAUAGUAUCGGGACCAUGUUUCUAAGAGAAACAAGUUUGUAG